Molecule: messenger RNA, 1467 nt
Organism: Aspergillus thermomutatus
Lineage: Eukaryota; Fungi; Ascomycota; Eurotiomycetes; Eurotiales; Aspergillaceae
Exons: 6
Coding region: 1-1467 (488 amino acids)
Source: RefSeq, a predicted model, not a curated record
AUGCAGACUUUGACUGUUGAUGUCCUGAUAUGUGGCGGUGGCAUGUCCGGCAUGGCCUGCGCUGCCUUUGCCGCCGACGCCGGAGCCAAAGUACUUGUGGUCGAGAAACAGUCGGUUGUGGGUGGUUCUUCGAAUUACUCUGCCGGGAUGUUCUGGGCCCCUAAGUCCUAUGAGCGCUUGAGGUCAUGGGUACCUGCAGGUGAUCCAGAGCUACAAGCAGCGUGGAUGAAGGACUACCUGCCCGCCGUGCAAUGGAUACGGGAGAAUGGGAUCCCAAUUGAUCAAAGUUUUGAUGGGAUAAUGACAAUCGGGAUCGGCUUCCCGAUCAAGAUACCACGGCUUCACGAUCAUCAUCAACAGCGGAUCAAGAACAGCAACACUCGCUCCGAAGUAUUCACUGAUACAUCAGUGAUCAAGCUGAUACAACAAUAUCCGGGUCUACCAGGAUCUCGCAUCAUCGGCGCUAUUAUCCGCCAGAAUCACGGCGAUAGGAAGAGGCCAGUGCACAUCGAAGUCAAAGCCAGGCAGGUAGUGUUAGCUACCGGCGGAUUCCAGGGUAACCCAUCCUUAACUUCAACGUAUAUCGGCCAGGGAGGAGACAGCCUCUUUAUCCGAUCGAAUCGCGGCUCUGUCGGAGAUGGACUCACCUUGGCCAGGGCAGUAGGAGCAGGCACAAGUCGUGGAAUGAACACGUACUACGGCCAUUUGCUACCUGCUCCCUUGCGAGCUGAGGACGUCAACCCGAAGGACUUUUUGGCUUUAGCACAGUACCAAAGCAAGCACUGCCUCCUAAUCAACGAAAGCGGGCGCAGAUUCACCGACGAGACAAUGGGCGAUGAAAUUGUCAAUCAAUACCUGGCCAAACAGGAAAAGCGCUGCGGUGACAAAACAAGAAACCAGCAUUGCAUCUCCGCCCCGUUCCCUAACGCAGGUGAGAUUGAUCGUCUUGAGAAGGCUCGCGCGCACGGGUGCAAGGUCGCCAGCGCACACAGUAUCGACCAGUUGAUCGAAAUACUGGAGACGUGGGGUGUCGAUAGCGCCCAGGCCCGCCGGACGAUCGAGCAGUACGAUCGUGUGGUACGUCUUGGCGACAAGACAGCAAUGCUCGAUGCGCCGGUUGGGAAGGGGGGUAAACCACCUAUGCCUUUGACUGAGGGUCAGGGACCGUUCUUUGCCAUGGAAGUGCAGCCAUCAAUCACUUUCACAUAUGGCGGAAUUCUCAUCGACGCCGAGGCUCGUGCUCUCACUGCGGACAAGACUCCUAUUCCAGGUUUGUUAGUCACGGGUGUUGACGGCGGGGGCUUCAGCAACGUGGGCUACGCAGGAGGCUUGGCUUUGGCGUUUGUGACUGGUCUUUGGGCCGCAAGAACUGUCGCUAAGGAAUUAGGACUACCAGCGCCGCAGUUGCCAGCCGCCGAUCCGCGGGAUGUGAUAUCGAGUAAGCAAGGGGUACUUAGUCGGGUAUAG